Molecule: messenger RNA, 1167 nt
Organism: Rhagoletis zephyria (snowberry fruit fly)
Lineage: Eukaryota; Metazoa; Arthropoda; Insecta; Diptera; Tephritidae
Source: RefSeq, a predicted model, not a curated record
AUGAUCAAGCCCACUUCGCUGUUCAAGUGGCCACAAAACGGCGCUGCCAAGGCCCUGGACGCAAAGUCGGCAAAGCAACAGCAGGCGCAAAAGCUUUGGAUCCACCCACCUUCUACGCUGCAGACCGGCCACAUCGCCUACUUAGUCAAGUACUUUGGCAACGUGGAAGUUAGUCAGCCGAAAGGAAUCGAAGUGGUCAAGGAGAGCAUCAACAAGCUUAAAUUCAUCCAGCCAUUGAAAAAGUCGGAAGGGAGCAAAAUUCCCAAAGUAGAGCUGACCAUUUCGGUGAAUGGCGUGGCAAUUCAGGAACCUAAGUCAAAAAAGAUCUACUGUCAGUUUCCACUGCACAGGAUAUCCUACUGCGCCGACGACAAAACGGAAAAAAAGUUUUUCAGUUUCAUCGCCAAGGAUGUGGACACUGAAAAGCAUCUUUGUUUUGUCUUUAUGAGUGAGAAAAUGUCCGAAGAGAUCAUCCUCACCAUUGGCCAGGCAUUUGAUCUUGCUUACGCAAAGUUUAUUGAAACCUCGGGAAGGGAGCUGGAGAUUCGAAAGCAACUCAUCUUGCUGCAGAAAAAGGUGUGCGACCUCGAAGAGGAGAAUAAAAAGUUGAAGGAGCGAAUCAGCAAGUACGAACCUUCAGAGAAGCCGUCAGAGAGUGUGAACCAGACAAAAACACUACUGUCCAAUAGCAAAAGUGAGAACGGCCUUUCCUCAAAGACGACUGAGAAGGUGAACAAUACGGCUGCCAUUGCCGUGCCAGCAUUGCAGCCACCGCCCAGUGCACGAAACCGAAACAAUAGCAGCAGCACACAGGGUCAGAUCAACCUACUGGACGCUGACCUGGAGUGCCAUGACACGACAGUCGCCAUUUCUGAUCAGAACUUGAUCACUGAUCUACUUGACCAGGACUUUAAUCCUCGUGCAGCUGACAAGGCCGCCGCUGCAGCUGCAGCUGCAACUGCAACUGCAACAGCUGUAACAGUAUCGCAGCAGCCGCCACCUUCUCAACCAGAAAAUAACUCUGAUUUGCUAGGCAUAACGCAAGAGAAGGACAUCUUUGGCUGCGAACCCUUUCACGUGCAAGAUCCUUUUGGAAUGGGGCAAUUCAGUUCGGGAGACUUGGAUUCUGCUAUUGUCAGUCUGGAUCGAAAACUGGCAGAAAUGCGA